Molecule: messenger RNA, 2272 nt
Organism: Thalassophryne amazonica
Lineage: Eukaryota; Metazoa; Chordata; Actinopteri; Batrachoidiformes; Batrachoididae
Gene: tspan31
Product: tetraspanin 31
Exons: 6
Coding region: 116-754 (212 amino acids)
Cellular component (GO): membrane
Source: RefSeq, a predicted model, not a curated record
CCACUGACUGAAAUCAUUUCUGCUCUGAUCGGCUACGAGCGCUCUUAAAAAGAAGAAAGAUAUCAGCUGUUUUUCUGUUUUAUCGUUUAACUUAUUGUCAUUAGGAAUAUCGAAUAUGGUCUGUGGCGGUUUCACGUGCUCCAAAAAUGCGCUGGCCUCCCUGAAUGUGGUUUAUAUGCUAGUGGGACUCCUGCUAGUCAUAGUAGCAGCAUGGGGCAAAGGGUUUGGCUUGGUAUCGAGUAUCCACAUCAUCGGAGGGGUCAUUGCAGUUGGCGUCUUCCUGUUGCUUAUUGCCAUUGUGGGUCUCAUUGGAGCAAUACACCAUCACCAAGUCAUGCUCUUCUUUUACAUGGUCAUUCUUUUUGUUGUUUUCCUGUUUCAAUUUGGAGUCUCCAGUUCUUGCUUGGCAAUGAAUCGUGGGCAGCAGGUGACACUGUUAAACUCUACUUGGGGAAUGUUGAACAACAAAACCAAGACGGACUUGGAGAAGCAACUGGACUGCUGUGGCCUGUUUAAUGUCACUGACAGCCAUGCACAGUUUGAUCAGGAUUUGCAAAACUGCCAAGCUUUAUGCAGAACGAAAGGUUACUGUUACACCUGUGGGGAUAAGAUGCUGCAACAUGCAACGGAAGCUCUGAAGAUCCUCGGGGGUGUGGGGCUUUUCUUCAGUUUUACAGAGAUCCUGGGAGUGUGGCUCGCUGUACGCUAUAGGAAUCAGAAGGAUCCACGAGCAAACCCAAGUGCUUUCCUAUAGUCUGUCCCACGCAGACAGCUGUAGCCACAGUUCCACACUGGUACACACAGAACCACGCUCAUUUAGAGGCACACACUCAGGCAUACGAACUGAGAGAAUCUCAACACCCUCACAUCAGACUUGAAGCACCAGUUAACUACAGCCACCUGUCAGCUGUCCACAUUCACCACAGCUCCAUCUGGAAGACCUGAAUACUUGUGUAUGAAAGGAUGACUUGGAAUACCAACAAGUCACACUUGUUGGUAUGGCGACCCAGCCUUGAUUUGAGUACCAGAUUUCCAGAUUGAGGCUUAUGUCACAAGCGAUGAGACAUCUCUGCAUGUGUCCCACGGCUGCACAGACAAACAACCUCUUUGUCGAUUGCCUUCCACCCACCAUGACUGUGUGUCAUGUACAACAAGCAACUCGUAUGCACCUUGAAUUUUUCCUGUCAUCUGAUGUAGUGCUGCUGUUUACGACAUGUACAUUAGCCUGGUCAGUGCUGUCAGUGACGUGUAGAGCUGUUUACUCGUAACAUGUCAGUCAGGAGGUUCUUACUGGAUGUGGUGUGAAGUCAUUUUUGAAAAGUCUGUCCUUUUACUUGUCGGGAUGUAAUGAGUUUAGCAAGUAGGAAUAGAUUUUGGUUAAGGUAGCUGCUAGUCAAUGGGGUUCAAAUAUUUAUGAACCGAAACUGAGCCACGUCACCUUUGAACAGUCACAGUUGGAGUGCUGAUGGACUGCAGCCUUGAUGUUGUACAUAGAUUUCCUCAGUGGGUUUGCCAUUUUUUUGCCCCUUCAGUGGGGCUUUGCCUGCCUAGAUGAUGGUGUUGGUCUCUGAAGGCCUCAAUAAUACACCCUCUCUGUAUUUAAUGUUGCUCUGUGUUGCACAGUGACGUUUAUUAUAGAUUCCAGUAGUUUAUGUACCAUUACCUCCUACUUAACUGGAAGAAACAUGAAUUUUUUUUAAAAGUGGUUUAGAUUUGGCCAAAUGCAAGCUUAAUAUGUUGGAUUUUUGUGUUUUUAAUUUCAGUGUUGAUUGUGUAAAUAUGCUCAGUGUUUUGCAAUUCAUUUCUAAAUGAACUUUUAAUGACUAUAAAUUCGUGCAGUUAUGUUGGCACGUUGUGCUCUGUAUUCUGAUUAAUUAUUUCAGUUUAACAGGUAAAUGCUUUGUAAAAACUUGUUUAUCUUUUUGGGUUCUAUUUAAGUUAAACUUGAUGCACAAUAGGCAAAAGUGUUGUAGUUGACGUGUUUAUUCUCAAACAUAAAAUUCACUGCUCUUUCACCAUCUUUUCAGUCGCUUUUAACUUAAAAAGAAAAACUAAUUAUGUCUUACUUGAAGUUGUCAUCGACGCUGAUGCAGAUUCCCUGCAGCUGGUUUGGAGUUAUCGCUGGUGUAAACAAAUAUUCUCACUGGUCGUAAAAUAUUAUGCCAUAUAUAAAUACAUGAUACACUUUGAAUCUGUGUGACCUUCUUACUCAAGUGUGUCCUGGAUUUUGAGAGAUCAUUUUCCGAAUAAUAAAACCUGAAAUCGCGGUGUG